Molecule: messenger RNA, 1371 nt
Organism: Cryphonectria parasitica EP155
Lineage: Eukaryota; Fungi; Ascomycota; Sordariomycetes; Diaporthales; Cryphonectriaceae
Product: RNI-like protein
Exons: 1
Coding region: 32-904 (290 amino acids)
Biological process (GO): SCF-dependent proteasomal ubiquitin-dependent protein catabolic process
Cellular component (GO): SCF ubiquitin ligase complex
Molecular function (GO): protein binding
Source: RefSeq, a predicted model, not a curated record
CCCUCCCAUUGACAUCCUCACAGACCUGCCCAUGGUCCCUCCGAGGAAGCUCCGCCAUCUAGACCUCACCCGGUGCAGCAGCUUGACGAGUCAAGGUAUCAAAGCGCUCGGUCACUUGGUGCCCAACCUCGAAGGUCUGCUGCUUCCCGGCUGCCACAAUCUCACAGAUGAGGCUCUGGAGCCAAUCCUGGCCACGGCCCCUCGGCUCACGCACCUGGAUCUGGAAGUAUGCAGAGGACUGACGAACCGAAUUCUCUCCGAGCACCUGGCCAAGGCGCCCUGCGCUCCUCAUCUUGAGAAUCUCUACCUCAGCUCCUGCGAGAAUCUUGGCGACGCAGGCAUGCUACCUGUGAUUCGCAACUGCAAGUCUCUGCGUUCUGUCACGCUUGACAACACUCGCAUCUCCGAUCUUGUCCUCGCUGAGGCUGCUGCCAUGGUCCGGCGCCGUUCGCAACGCACAGACAAUCGUUCACAGAGACCACAGAUUGGCCUGCACAUGGUUGUCUACGACUGUCAGCACGUCACUUGGACCGGAGUCAGGGAGGUCUUGUCUCGCAAUGCCGAAAUUAAGAACCCCCUCAACGGUCGUGGCGAGCGUCACCAGACUUUCCCCACCGAGAUUAUCGCGCUGAGGUGCUUCUACGGUUGGACCAUGACGGUCGACGAGCACACCAAGCGCGUGCUGAAGGGUGACCUGGCUGCUGCCAACCGCCUGGAGCGCAAGUGGGCUGAUUACAUGCAGGCGAACGAGGAGGCUGGGGCGAUUGGAGCUGGCGGUCGGAGACGUCGUAGGAGGGCGAGGGAGGCGCAGAUGGCACAUGCAGAUGAGCAGGGCGGUGCGGGCGCCGGCGGUGUGGGCGGUGGCAGGCGGAGGGCGAGAACAGCGGCUUGCAUCGUCAUGUGAGCUUGCCAACAUUAGACACCCAACGCCACACAAUGGGAGGACAGCCACUUCCGUCAAACAUCGCAGAUCGAUUGGAUCAAGUGAAUAUGGGCACUUCUGUGCUUGGAGCGUGAGUAUUACAACAGGCAAGCGGGGAUUGGACGGCUCAUGGAUAUUACGAGACCGACACAUAUGAUUUUCUUUCUUCUUCUUACGUUUUAGUCUGGCGCAUCACGGAACAUGGCAGGACAGGGUGGGCUGGUAGCUUUGGGACGUUUCAUCCUCCAAACCUUUUCUUCUCUCCUCGUGUACUAUUCAUCGGCUCCUGUACUAUUGUUCAUCAGAUUUUGACAUCGCCUGGAUUUCUCUGUCCCCCUACUCUAGAUUACCUUUCUCUCUCUCUCUCUCUCUCAAUCUUGCAAAUUGUAGCAUCAACCUUAGUUGUAGACAUGGCAUGAAAAUACGGACAAAGAAUUUCGUUUACAACG